CUCCUAAGCUUCACCCAAAAGACUCGGUUGAAAGAGUCGACUCCUCGGAGUGACACAUCACUAUCGCUCAGUUUCCCGUUGUACCAGAUAUAAACAGUGGCCAGUUUUUUAGUCUCCUGCUCUUACUUUUCUCACACAUCUUAAAGAGCAUCCAUGGAUCUCUCUAUGAUGGAGUCAGACGAGAUUAAAUGCGAGGAUCUGGAGCCGACGCCGAGUUCCAGCAGUCCGGGUGAGCCGUCUGAGGAAACGGAAACGGAAAUGGAAAUGCACAUCUGCUCACGAUGUGGAAAGUGUUUUCCGAACCAGUGCGACCUCCAGACACACCAGUGCAUUCAUGUAAAGGGGAAGCCUUAUCAGUGCUCGGAAUGCGAGAAGACCUUUAACGAUCGCAGCAGUCUGAUAAAGCACCUGCGGAUUCAUACGGGGGAGAAGCCGUAUCAGUGCUCAGAGUGUGGGAAGUGUUUCACUCAAAAGGGUCACAUCACAAAACAUCUCCAGAUCCACACUCAGGAGAAGCCAUAUCACUGCUCGCUCUGUGGGAAAAACUUCAAUUACCUCUGCAACCUCCAGCGACACCAGCGCACUCACACCGGAGAGCGGCCAUUCCAGUGUCCACAGUGUAAGAAGAGGUUUAGCGAGAAAGACGGUCUCAUUAGACACCAGCGCAUACACACGGGAGAGAAGCCUUACGAGUGCUUGGAGUGCGGGAAGAGUUUUACCGAGAGGGGCAGUCUCUUGAAACACCAGAGGAUUCAUUCGGGGACGAGGCCGUUCGAGUGCUCGUAUUGCGAAAUGAGCUUCACGCAGAGGUGCAACCUUCAACAGCAUGAGCGCAUUCAUACUGGGGACAAGCCCUUUUACUGCCUCGAGUGCGGGAAGAGUUUUAACCGGGAGACGGCUCUGCAAGUGCACCAGUGCAGCCACACAGGGGAGAAGCCCUAUCACUGCCCGGAGUGUGGCAAGAAUUUCAGCGACCAGAGCAAUCUCCGUCAGCACCGCCGCAUCCACUCAGGAGAGAAGCCGUACAUCUGCGGGCAGUGCGGCAAGGGUUUCACACAGCACUGCCACCUCCAGGUCCACCAGCGCAUUCACACCGGGGAGCGGCCGUUUCCCUGCCCCCAGUGCGGGAAGAGUUUCACCCGAAAGAGUCAUCUGAAAGAACACGAGCGGAUCCACACGGGAGAGAAGCCGUAUCUGUGCUCGCAGUGCGGGAAGAGUUUCACCGUAAAGAGUAAUCUCGAGCAACACCAGCAGAUUCACACGGGAGAGAAGCUGUACCUCUGCUCGCACUGUGGAAAGAGGUUUACCCAGAAGAGCACUCUAAAGAAACACCAGCGCAUUCACACUGGAGAGAAGCCGUAUCAGUGUCCGCAGUGCGGGAAGAGUUUUAUCGAAAGAGGCAAUCUCAUAAAACAUGAGAGGAUUCAUACAGGAGAGAAGCCGUAUCACUGUUCACACUGCGGGACGAGUUUUACAGAGAGGAGCGCUCUGCAGCAGCACUUGCGCAUUCACACUGGAGAUAAACCGUAUCAGUGCUUGGACUGUGGGAAGAGUUUUAAUCGGGGAAAUACCCUCCAGGUACACCAGCGCAUUCACACUGGAGAGAAGCCGUAUCACUGCACGCAGUGCGAGAAGAGUUUUACCAGACAGAGUAGUCUCCAAGUGCACCAGCGCAUUCACACAGGGGAAAAGCCAUACUACUGCUCCGAGUGUGGGAAGAGCUUCAGAGACCUUAAGAAUUUUCAGCGGCACCAGCGCGUUCACACCGGCGAGAAACCGUAUUACUGCUCAGAAUGUGGAAAGAGUUUCAAUCGAGAAAAAUCACUGCGAGUGCACCAAUGUGUUCACACUGGGGAGAAACCCUAUUACUGUCAAGAGUGUGGAAAGAGUUUUAGUGUGUUGAGCUCCUUCCAACAACACCAGCGCAUUCACACUGGGGAGAAGCCGUAUCAGUGCUCAGAGUGUGGCAAGAGUUUUACUGUGAGUGGUAAUCUUGAAAGACACCAACGAAUUCACACUGGGGAGAAGCCAUAUCGGUGUUUAGAGUGUGGGAUGCGGUUCACACAAAGUGGUACUCUCCAACAACACCAGCGUGUUCACACAGGAGAGACACCGUAUCAGUGCUUAGAUUGUGGCAAACGUUUUACACAAAGAGGUUCUCUCCAUCAGCACCAGCGCAUUCACACUGGAGAGAAGCCAUAUCAGUGCUUACAGUGCGGGAAGGGUUUCACUGAGAGCGGUAAUCUUGAAAAACACCAACGAAUUCACACAGGAGAGAAGCCAUAUCAGUGUUUAAACUGUGGAAAGCGUUUUACACAAAGCGGUACUCUCCAACAACACCAGCGUGUUCACACAGGAGAGAAGCCGUAUCAGUGCUCGGAGUGCGGGAGGAGUUUUACUGAGAGUCGUGAUCUCAUAAAACACCAGGGCAUUCAUACAGGAGAAAAGCCGUAUCAUUGCUCACAGUGUGGAAAAAGUUUUACUGUAAACAGUAGUCUCCAAAGACACCAACUAAUUCACACAGGAGAGAAGCCGUAUCAGUGCUUGGACUGUGGAAAACGUUUCACCCAAAGAUGUACCCUCCAACAACACCAGCGCGUUCACACUAGUAAGAAACCAUACUGUUCAGAGUGUGGAAAGAGUUUUAGGACACACACAACUUUUCAGCAGCACAAACUCAUUCACACAACAGGACAAAAGCCGCAUCAGUGCUCAAACUGUGGGAAUAGUUUCAAUCAAGAGGAAUCUCUGCGAGUGCACCAUUGUGUUCGCACUGGGGAGAAACCCUAUUACUGUCAAGAGUGUGGAAAGAGUUUUAGUGUGUUGAGCAAAUUUCAGCAACAUCGGCGCAUUCACACUGGGGAGAAGCCGUAUCAGUGCUCAGAGUGUGGCAAGAGUUUUGUCGUGAGUCAUGAUCUCAUAAAACAUGAGCGUAUUCACACAGGAGAGAAGCCGUAUCAGUGCUUAGACUGUGGAAAGCGUUUUACUCAACGCGGUACUCUUCAACAACACCAGCGUGUUCACACAGGGGAGAAGCCGUAUCGGUGCUCGGAGUGUGGUAAGAGUUUUUCUGUAAGUAGUAAUCUCCAGAGCCACCAACGAAUCCAUACAGGAGAGAAGCCAUAUCAGUGCUUAGACUGUGGAAUGAGUUUUACCCGAAAAGGCACGCUCCAAAAACACCAGCGCAUUCACACAGGAGAGAGGCCGUAUCAAUGCUUAGAUUGUGGAAAGCGUUUUACCCAGAGCAGUACUCUCCAACAACACCAGCGCAUUCACACAGGAGAGAGGCCCUAUCAGUGCUCAGAGUGUGGGAAGGGUUUUACCGUGGGUCAUGACCUCAUAAAACACCAGCGCAUUCACACAGGAGAGAAGCCGUAUCGGUGCUUAGACUGUGGAAAGAGUUUUACCCGAAGUGGUACUCUUUUACAGCACCAACGCAUUCACACAGGAGAGAAGCCAUAUCAGUGCUUACAGUGUUGGAAGAGAUUUGCAGAGGGUCGUGAUCUCAGAAAACACCAGCGCGUACACACUGGAGAGAAGCCGUAUCAGUGCUCACACUGUGGCAAGAGUUUUACUGAGAGCAGUAAUCUCCAAAAACACCAGCGUGUUCACACUAGCGAGAAACCACCUUCAGCAGCACGAACUCAGUCACCCAGUAAAGGAUGAGGACAUGCUACAGUUUCCCUCAGAACAGGGCCACAGGAAGGAUAAUAUAAGUGAGGAAACUCAUAAAAGUGAUUAUUAUAAAAUGUCUCAUAUGUAAAUCUUGUACAGCCAUGCAUAAAGAACUUCAUGAAACAUGAACUUAAUGGUUUAAUCAAGUCAAGUCAAAUAGGCUUUUAUUGUCAACUCUAACGGAGCCAGCUAGCUAACUAAAAGACCUAUUUAGCUGACUAGCAAAUAUGAGACAGAUUUACAUUGUUUUUAAGUUAAAUUAAAACUACUGCUAUACAAAAAAGAGCUACAGAGUGACAAACACGACGACAUAACACGUUUCAGUACUUCUGUAGUAAUGAGGUACGAGUUGGGUAGUGGGAGGAGAAACAGGAAACAUUUGACAUUCCUGAGUAGCAGCAAUGAUUUAAAAAUAUUGUAA
Messenger RNA from Clarias gariepinus (North African catfish), 4096 nucleotides. RefSeq names its product zinc finger protein 239-like. NCBI's taxonomy places the organism in Eukaryota, Metazoa, Chordata, Actinopteri, Siluriformes, Clariidae. Gene Ontology annotation, biological process: negative regulation of transcription by RNA polymerase II. The coding region runs from base 154 to 3666 and encodes 1170 amino acids. Gene Ontology annotation, molecular function: DNA-binding transcription repressor activity, RNA polymerase II-specific; RNA polymerase II cis-regulatory region sequence-specific DNA binding; DNA-binding transcription activator activity, RNA polymerase II-specific. The record is from RefSeq and is a predicted model, not a curated record. Gene Ontology annotation, cellular component: nucleus. The transcript has 5 exons.